This is a messenger RNA of Felis catus (domestic cat), 3702 nucleotides long. RefSeq names its product klotho beta (gene KLB). Lineage: Eukaryota; Metazoa; Chordata; Mammalia; Carnivora; Felidae. The record is from RefSeq and is a predicted model, not a curated record. Gene Ontology annotation, biological process: fibroblast growth factor receptor signaling pathway; carbohydrate metabolic process. Gene Ontology annotation, molecular function: hydrolase activity, hydrolyzing O-glycosyl compounds; fibroblast growth factor receptor binding; fibroblast growth factor binding.
AGCAGUUAGUGGCAAAUGAAGUCCGGCUGUGCGGCUGGAUCUCCAGGGAAUGAAUGGAUUUUCUUCAGCACCGAUGAAAGAAACAUACACUAUCGGAAAACAAUGUGCAACCGGGGACUGCAAAGAUCUGCCAUCCUGUCAGCAUUUAUUCUCCUGCGAGCUGUUACUGGAUUCUCUGGAGACGGCAGAGCUGUGUGGUCUAAAAAUCCUCAUUUUAGCCCGGUAAAUGAAAGUCAGCUGUUUCUCUAUGACACUUUUCCUAAAAACUUUCUUUGGGGUGUUGGGACUGGAGCAUUUCAAGUGGAAGGGAAUUGGAAGACAGAUGGAAAAGGACCCUCUAUAUGGGAUCAUUUCAUCCAAACACACCUUAAAAAUGUCAACGGCACGGACAGUUCCAGUGACAGUUACAUUUUUCUGGAAAAAGACUUAUCAGCCCUGGAUUUUAUUGGAGUUUCUUUUUAUCAAUUUUCAAUUUCCUGGCCAAGACUUUUCCCCGAUGGAAUAGCAGCAGUUGCCAAUGCGAAAGGUCUCCAGUAUUACAAUGCUCUUCUCGAUGCUCUAGUACUUAGAAACAUUCAACCGAUAGUUACUUUGUAUCAUUGGGAUUUGCCUUUGGCCCUACAAGAAAAAUAUGGGGGGUGGAAAAAUGAAACCAUAAUAGAUAUUUUCAAUGACUAUGCCACCUACUGUUUCCAGACGUUUGGGGACCGUGUCAAAUAUUGGAUUACAAUUCAUAAUCCAUAUCUAGUUGCUUGGCAUGGGUAUGGGACAGGUCUGCACGCGCCUGGAGAGAAGGGAAACUUAGCAGCUGUCUACUCUGUGGGACACAACCUCAUCAAGGCUCAUUCUAAAGUUUGGCAUAACUACAACGUAAAUUUCCGCCCACAUCAGAAAGGUUGGUUGUCAAUCACAUUGGGAUCCCAUUGGAUUGAACCAAACAGAUCAGAAGACAUGAUGGAUAUACUCAAGUGUCAACAAUCCAUGGUUUCAGUGCUCGGAUGGUUUGCCAAUCCUAUCCAUGGGGAUGGAGACUACCCAGAGGUGAUGAAAAAGAAGUUGCUCUCCAUUCUACCCCUUUUCUCUGAAGCAGAGAAGAGUGAAGUGAGGGGCACAGCUGACUUCUUUGCCUUUUCCUUUGGACCCAACAAUUUCAAGCCCCAGAACACCAUGGCUAAAAUGGGACAAAAUGUGUCACUCAAUUUAAGAGAAGUGCUGAACUGGAUUAAACUGGAAUAUGGCAACCCCCGAAUCUUGAUUGCUGAGAAUGGCUGGUUCACAGACAGUCAUGUGAAAACAGAAGAUACCACAGCCAUCUACAUGAUGAAGAAUUUCCUCAACCAGGUUCUUCAAGCAAUAAGGUUUGAUGAAAUACGAGUGUUUGGCUACACUGCCUGGUCUCUCCUGGAUGGCUUUGAAUGGCAGGAUGCUUACACCACUCGCCGAGGAUUAUUUUAUGUGGAUUUUAAUAGUAAACAAAAAGAAAGAAGGCCCAAGUCUUCGGCACAUUACUAUAAACAGAUCGUACAAGAAAAUGGUUUUACCUUAAAAGAGUCCACGCCAGAUGUGCAGGGUCAGUUUCCCUGCGACUUUUCCUGGGGUGUCACUGAAUCUGUCCUUAAGCCCAAGGCAGUGGCUUCCUCCCCACAGUUCAGCGACCCUCACCUGUAUGUGUGGAAUGUGACGGGCAACAGACUGUUGCACCGUGUGGAAGGGGUGAGGCUGAAAACACGGCCAGCCCAAUGCACAGAUUUUGUCAGCAUCAAAAGACAACUCGAGAUGUUGGCAAGAAUGAAGGUCACUCACUACAGGUUUGCUCUGGACUGGCCCUCAAUCCUUCCCGCCGGCAACCUGUCCGUGGUUAACCGACAAGCUCUGAGGUACUACAGGUGCGUGGUCAGUGAGGGGCUGAAGCUCAACAUCUCCCCAAUGGUCACGUUGUACUAUCCGACUCACGCCCACCUGGGUCUCCCCACACCCCUGCUGCACAGCGGGGGAUGGCUGAACCCAUCCACAGUCCAGGCCUUCCAGGACUACGCCGGGCUGUGCUUCCAGGAGCUGGGGGACCUGGUGAGGCUCUGGAUCACCAUCAACGAGCCCAACAGGCUGAGUGACAUCUACAGCCACACUAGUAACGACACCUACCGGGCAGCCCACAACCUGCUGAUUGCCCACGCCCUGGUCUGGCACCUCUACGACAGGCGGUACAGGUCUGCGCAGCACGGGGCCGUGUCGCUGUCUCUGCACUCGGAUUGGGCGGAACCCGCCAACCCCUACGCCGACUCGCACUGGCAGGCCGCCGAGCGCUUCCUGCAGUUCGAAAUCGCCUGGUUCGCAGAACCCCUCUUCAAGACCGGGGACUACCCGCUGGCCAUGAGGGAGUACAUCGCCUUCAAGAACAGGCAGGGGCUCUCGCGCUCCGCGUUGCCUCGGUUCACGGAGGAGGAGAGGAGGCUGGUCAAGGGCGCCGCGGACUUCUACGCGCUGAACCACUUCACCACCUGGUUCGUGAUGCACGCGCGCCAGAACGGCAGCCGCUACGACGCGGACAGGGACGUCCAGUUUCUGCAGGACAUCACCUGCCUGAGCUCGCCCAGCCGCCUGGCUGUCCUGCCCUGGGGGGAGCGCAAGGUGCUGAGGUGGAUCCAGAAGAACUAUGGAGACGUGGAUGUUUACAUCACGGCCAAUGGCAUCGAUGACCAGUCUCUGGAGAAUGAUGAACUCCGAAAAUACUACUUAGAGAAGUACAUUCAGGAGGCGUUGAAAGCACAACUGAUUGAUAAAGUCAAAAUCAAAGGCUAUUAUGCAUUCAAACUGACUGAAGAAAAAUCUAAACCCAGAUUUGGAUUCUUCACAUCUGAAUUCAAAGCUAAAUCCUCAGUUCAGCUUUACAACAAACUGAUCAGCAACAGUGGCUUCCCUUCUGACAUCACUAGUCCUAGAUGCAGUCAGACUCCAAGAAACACAGAGUGCAUUGUCUGCUUAUUUCUUGUGCAAAAGAAACCACUGAUAUUCUUUGGUUGUUGCUUUUUCUCCACCCUGGUUCUACUUUUAUCAAUUACUAUUUUUCAUAAGCGGAAGAGAAAAAAAAAUUGGAAAGCAAAGAACUUACAGCACAUACCACUAAAGUAAGGACACAGAGAGGUCUUAGUGAAACUGAUCCUAUUUCUGUCUGUAUGAAAGAAAAUUUAAAAAAUUCACUCCGGUUCCGUAUACUGGUAACUUACAGAAUUACCUAUAUUGUAGAAAGACAAUUUGAAAUACUAGUGGUAACCAAGUGAUGACAAUCGAGGUCUCUGUUGUGUGGUUCAAAUGAAUUUUCCCUUAAGGUGUGGACAUCAGCGAAUUCAGUUCUUGGAUCUGAAGGUAAAGGCUUUACCCAGACAGUAAGCUAGGAUUAUCUGAUACACUGCUUCAUGAAGUUUGAUGAGCUGUUUUCUAUCAUUCUUCUCUAAAUACCAAUAGCUACCUUUAACAAAUUAUAUUGAAAAAAGUACAACUUUGGUUAGACUCCACAACAGAAAAUUUAAAACUCUUAACACUGGAUAAUCAGUGAUUAUUCUGUCACUUCUAAGGAGGUGCUUUUCCCCUUUAGAAAACACAAUAGGAUUAGUGUUCAUUUAUCAUCAGCUACAGCAUAGACUGUUAAGCCCACUGAUCCUAGUUUUCAAUAGUAAUAAAAGUUAUCAUUUAUAAAAUAUAGGA